AUGCCUGCGUCUGCAGCGGAGAUGGGGAUGAUGGGUGGGAAGAAGCCGAAGCGAAAACAGGCGCCAUUCAUGAAUAAUACUCACAAGAGACCAUGGUUCUGUUGGAUAAUAUCUACCAUCCAGGUUUCAGUAUUCAUUGCCGAGAUUGCGCGUAAUGCAAUCCUAACUGGAAGUCCGAUUAUGAUCAAGCCGCAGGUUAACCCUAUGAUUGGGCCUUCAACAAAUGUACUCAUCAAUAUGGGUGCACGAUUUGUACCUUGCAUGAAGCUUAUCGAAGGUGUCACCGAUCGUGCGGAUAUAGCCCUCAACUUUCCGUGCCCCACGGCGACCACAUAUGACGUCGCCGACAACAACUGCACUCUCUCGCAAUGGUGUGGUUUUGGGGGUGAUGAGAUUCCAAAAGAUCUGGGUGGGAAAUCGUCGAGCAAGGAGCCCGAUCAAUGGUGGCGCUUCAUUGUGCCUAUGUUUUUGCACGCAGGGAUCAUUCAUAUUGGCUUUAACAUGUUAUUCCAGCUUCGAAUUGGAGUCGAUAUGGAACGUGAAAUUGGUCCCAUCAGAUUCGCAUUGUGCUAUUUUGCGUCGGGGAUUUUCGGCUUUGUUCUGGGCGGCAAUUUCGCUCCGAAUGGUGUACCUUCAACUGGCUGUUCCGGUUCUCUUUUUGGCAUAAUCGCGCUCAUGCUCUUGGAUCUUCUCUGGAACUGGACUAACCGGCAGUCACCAAUGAAGGAAUUACUCUUCCUCCUUCUUGAUAUCUGUCUUGGCUUUGCCAUCGGUCUUCUUCCAGGGCUCGAUAACUUCUCCCAUAUCGGUGGUUUUCUCAUGGGUUUUAUCCUUGGUAUCGCUCUUCUCCACUCCCCAGUCAAUCUCCGCCGAAAGAUUGGUGCCGGCGACCCGCCAUACACCCCGAUGACUCCCGCAUAUAUGCACGGUGCCAAUACCGAGGGAGGUUCAUCUGCCACGCAGGGACACAGUGCAUCUGUUUUCAUCAAGUCUCCCACCGGAUUUUUCAAGGGCCGCAAGCCACUCUGGUGGGCUUUCUGGAUUGCCCGCGCAGCCGCCCUAACAGCAGCACUCAUCGUGAUGAUUGUCUUGAUCAACAACUUUUACAAGUAUGAGAAGAAGUGCACAUGGUGCAAGUAUCUCAGCUGCUUGCCGGUCAGCAACUGGUGUGAUGUUGGUAACUUGACCGUCACAACUACAGAAACAACGUCAAGGAAAAUGAUGGCGAGAAAUUUGGCGGCUUUUAUGUAG
Morchella importuna is the source of this 1251-nucleotide messenger RNA. RefSeq lists its product as uncharacterized. Bases 1 to 1251 code for a protein of 416 amino acids. Lineage: Eukaryota; Fungi; Ascomycota; Pezizomycetes; Pezizales; Morchellaceae. The transcript is spliced from 2 exons. Gene Ontology annotation, molecular function: serine-type endopeptidase activity. Gene Ontology annotation, biological process: proteolysis. The record is from RefSeq and is a predicted model, not a curated record. Gene Ontology annotation, cellular component: membrane.